AUGUUGAUACUGGCUUAUAGAAGGAACAGCUGAAAAAGAACAACAAAGCCACGACGACGACGAAACAAACAACAACCAGGCGUCUAAAAUACACCCCAUACACCAGUGACACCAACCCCAGUGAGGACAUUGUGUGUCAUUAAAUCAGCUCUGAAAAGUGUCUCUAAGGAUAUUUCAAGAUGGGACGUAUCUUCUUGGACCACAUCGGUGGAACACGGCUCUUCUCUUGUGCCAACUGUGACACAAUCCUGACUAAUCGAUCGGAGCUGAUCUCCACACGAUUCACAGGAGCCACAGGCAGAGCUUUUCUCUUCAACAAGGUGGUCAACCUGCAGUACAGCGAGGUGCAGGACAGAGUCAUGCUCACCGGCAGGCACAUGGUUAGAGACGUCAGCUGCAAGAACUGUAACAGCAAACUGGGCUGGAUCUAUGAGUUUGCCACUGAGGACAGUCAGCGAUACAAAGAGGGACGUGUGAUUCUGGAGAGGGCGCUGGUCAGGGAAAGCGAGGGCUUUGAGGAGCACGUACCCUCCGAUAACUCCUGAGUCCGCCAUCUUGGAUUACUUUGUGUGGGGAAAGAUCACUCCUGUGUUCUCCUUUUGCUCUAAUUCCCCCCUCGCCUCUGCGCUGCACACCACCAAACUGCAGACUUAGUGGUCUUGAGAUGAGGUCUUAACCUCACCCUCCCCUCCCAUGCCCUCCUCUGUCUUUGGCCUUCGACCUUUGACCUCUCAAAGUUUGGUUAGCUGGAUCUGUUCUUGCUAAAUAGACCUGAAAUAUCCCCAAAACUACUGGGGACACAGUAAAGGAGUUGUUAUGGUCACACCGAGCUUUCAUCACUGCUGCACAAAGCAUGUUCACAUAUAUGACAGUUAUCAACAACACAUGCAUGACAAUAGACGAAUAUCACCUGCUUGUUUUUAUUUAGAAGCACUAAAACAGACGUUCAUCAACAUCCAUCCCACUCCACACAACAACCAGUUGUUUUCCACACAUUAUUGCUUGAGUGGGGUCUCUGUGUUGUGAACUGACUUUAUGUUCGUCUGUGGUGAGCACCUACUGCACAUAAGAUCACAGUAGUUGUCAUUUGUACAUCGGUUCCAUCUUUUUUCAGUAGUGUAUUAAAUGACAUAGUGUUUCAGAUCUCGUCUCAAUCAAACGCACAGAUUGAUGUCAUUUAAGUAUUUCUUCUGGAGUUCAGUGAUGAGUGGCUUUUAUUUGGAUUUUGCUCACGUGAUGUGCAGUUACUUUCACGAACAUGACCUUUCUGAAGUGUACACAAAGUGACUUAAGUUUCCCGUUGUUGCAGUGUGUUAAGUAUCACCUUUAUAAUCGACAAUCACACAGUUGAAUUGAUGCAAUUUUUUUUUUAUCAGUGUUAACAUUCAUCUACAUUUGCACCUGGAACAUUAGGGUCACAGUGAGGAUAAAAAAAAAAGAUAUUUCAUAAUACCAUGAGAAUAAAGCUGUAAUAUUUCAAGAAAUAAAGUCAUAGUUUUAUGAGGAAGAGGCUAAAUAUUUCAAGAGUUGCCAAAAUUCCCAGCUGACCCAAAGGCAGCCCCAGAUUCCAGCAGCUGCUGUUGGUUUUCAUACUGUUGUUUUAUGAUAUUUGAUACUUCAUGAUUUCUUAAAAUCUACUAAAGCCAGUUUUCUCAACUGGUGGGGAUUUGUUCCAAGUUGGUCAUCAGGUGUUUGUUUAAAAAGCUUUUAAAUAUUACUAUGUUAAUAUUACAAACACAGUAAAAAGAAACAAAGACUUAAGUCAGAACUGAAAUGUUAACCAAAACAUUAUUUUCACAUAAUAGUGUGUAUUCAGUUAGAAAAGUUGGCCUUGUGAACCUCACUUAUUUUGCGUGUUAACAUCAGUGUGCAGUUGUAAUUCUCAGUUAUUUAUUAGAAUAAUGAUCUCUGGGUGCUGUGAUGAAAACGUGAGGAUAUUUUGUCGGAAAAAGCUCAUAAUGACAUUACAUGUGUACAUGAGCUGAUGUUUGAAAACAUGUUCUGUAGGUUUAGUUCUAUAAAAGUGGUCUGUACUAGGGGGUAAAUGUAGGACCCCAAGCCAGACCACUGUGUGAAGACACUUCAUACAGAUAAAACAUCAGCUUUAUUCUUAGAAUAUUGUGACAUUUUCCCUCAAAAAAGAAAAAAGUUUUUCCUGAAUAUUUUGACAUUAUAUUCAUAAUUUUAGGACUUCAUUGAAAAGCCCUCAGUGUGACCUAAAGUCCAUGGUAUCAUUUACAACAUGUGCCGGUUGUGUUUAUGUCAUGGAGGGUGUAUGGUAUUUCCAAUGAAACAGAGAUAGACUGUAUCUGAUGGAGGCGUUUUGAGAAGAUAUGGGUCAUGCAAGGUUAAAAUUAGUCUCUGUUCUAAAGCAAAACAAACAACCAAGACUUGGAGACAAAGAAAUUCGAGCAGACAUUCAUUUUUUUCCAGUUUAAGCAGUAACAACCUAAAAACAGGAAUCUGCGACCUUUCAUCAGUUUUUACAUGAGUGACUGUGGAUCACAACGAAAAUCGUAUGUUUUAUAAGAAUAAAUUUACUAUGAGAAUAAAGCUGUAAUAUUUAGGGAAUCAAAUCUUGACAUGACAAUAAAGAUGCAUUUUUAUAAGGAAAUGGCUUAAUAUUACAAGAGGUGAAAAAUGACCUGCUGAACCAAUUGCAGCUAAUGUUUGUAUUCAGAAGUUUUUUCUUACUUUUUCUAUUGCUUACAUCAUUUCUUAAUUCAUAUUAAGAAAUGGAAUAUAUAAGAUUCCAAAUUUCCUCUUGUAAAAUGCUUUUUUUUUUUUUUAAAUAUUGGCACAAUUCUGUUAAUGUUUUUACCUUUUUCUUUAAAUAUUUCACUUAAUUCUCAUAUUAUCUUUUUUUCUUGAAAUAUUAUGACUUAAUUCUAAAAUUCUAAUUCUCCAUCACACAGGGUUCAUUAUUCUAAUUGGACUUUUUUCUUACAACCCAAAGCUAAGCAAGCUUUAGUGAACAAACACAAUGGAAAAAAAAAAAAAUACAUUUGAUGACAUUAGAUGUAUUCAAGCUGGAGUGUAUCACGGCUUCUGGUUUUAUGUCAUUUCAGAGUGUUUAUGGCUACAGGCGAUCGCAGCAUGGCUCAACAUUCCCACAUAGUGACAUGAAAUGUGUGAGUUUACCUGUACGAAGUCAGACCACAUGGUACACUUGUGAUUUUUUUUUUUUUUUAAAUUACAUAGAGAUGACUUUUGCAGCGAGGACACUGUUCAUCUCCUUUAGUCGGUGCAGUAAAUAUUCAGUGGCCAUGACAGGCUAUUAUCAUUUGUUGUUUUAGAGUUGUAUUAAUAAGCCUAUUGUUUUUAUUUGCUUUACUCUAUAUGGUUAUUUUAUCGACUGAUACAUUUAUCCAGUUGUAUAUUUUCUUGAUUGGAGGCUUGGAAAAAAAAAAGAAUUUUCUUGUAUGGCUGAAGCAAAAUCUUUUUGACGUAUUUUCUAAAUAAACAUGUAGUCUUGCUGGGUUCAA
Messenger RNA from Sphaeramia orbicularis (orbiculate cardinalfish), 3485 nucleotides. Its product is annotated as protein yippee-like 5. The record is from RefSeq and is a predicted model, not a curated record. Lineage: Eukaryota; Metazoa; Chordata; Actinopteri; Kurtiformes; Apogonidae.